Messenger RNA from Cyphellophora attinorum, 3165 nucleotides. RefSeq names its product Vacuolar protein sorting-associated protein 54. Lineage: Eukaryota; Fungi; Ascomycota; Eurotiomycetes; Chaetothyriales; Cyphellophoraceae. Gene Ontology annotation, biological process: Golgi to vacuole transport; retrograde transport, endosome to Golgi. The coding region runs from base 1 to 3165 and encodes 1054 amino acids. The record is from RefSeq and is a predicted model, not a curated record. The transcript has 2 exons. Gene Ontology annotation, cellular component: GARP complex. Gene Ontology annotation, molecular function: syntaxin binding.
AUGGCGUCGCCCCGGGACAGCCUGCGCAAUGCCGCUGUGUCGCCGGCGGCACAGUCGCCCUCCACUGGCUAUCCAUUCCCAUCUAUGGAUCUUCCGCAGAGACAGCGCCCGCCAAGGGGCAAUGUACGAAGAGGCUCGACCGCAAGUUCUAUCGCCAGUAUAGGAGGAAGCCUGGAUACCACUUCCUCCAAGAAACCCAUACCGGAGCUAGGGCAGAAUGCCAUCUCAACAUUGCUGCAGCAUCCGAUACAAAGGACUGGCCUGCAGGCGAUGGGAAGCACUGCUUCCAGCGGCUAUAGAGCCCCGACGCAGCGCGAUAUUCCUCCCGUUGCUUUGACCAACAUACCUCACAUCGAGUCAAAAGCAUUCUCUCCCUACCUGUCGCAGGUCGGCAGUCUCUACGAGGCAUUCCAGCGCGCCAAAAGCGAGAGCGAUGGAGACUCCGCGCUGUUUCAAAGAGACAAGAAGGACAGCCGGGAGGAGGAGUGGCAGGCAGCGUUAGCUAAGCGGCCAGGCAGUUCGAGGACCAAUUCGAUUAGCUCAAUCAGCUCGAUGCUAUCGCCGAUUGAAGCUCCAUCGCCCAAGAGAAGGUCCAGUGCCCAAAGGCGAACAGCUGUCACACCAUUGUCCACCAUACCAAGUGUGUACUCGGACGUGGACUUCCACCUCGAGAACCCACGAACCUUCGACGUCGUCUCCGAGCACGCCGAAUUGGUCAGCGACCCUAGGGCCGCCCCUUCUGGUCGGAAGUCACUGGCAACGAAUGCGAUCCUACAGGAGAAGCUGUCAUGGUACAUGGACACAGUCGAGGUCCACCUGAUCUCCUCCAUAUCCACUGCCUCAAAGUCCUUCUUUUCGGCCCUGGGCUCGUUACGCGAAUUGCAUGCAGAAGCAGAGGACUCAAUCGAGCGUAUACAGAAGCUAAGGAAGGACCUGGCCAAACUCGACAAAGAGAUGGCCAUAGACGGACUAAAGGUCGUCAACUUGAAGCAGAGGCGACAGAAUAUACGGAAGCUGGCAGAGUCAAUAAUGCAGCUCGAAGACAUAGUCAGCGCAGUCACCAAGUGCGAAGACAUGGUCGAUCGAGGAGAGGUCGACACCGUGUUUGAUAAUCUGGACAAUGUUGAGAGGCUGAUUCGGGGCAAGGAGCCCCUGCACGGUGAAGAAGAAAGCACGACCAGAUACGCACGGCGGAACCUCAGCAGUCUCAAUGCCCUGGCUGGGGCUUUCGAAGAUCUUGGACACAUCAGGCAUCGCAUAGGCAAGGUGUACGAGUCGAAAUUCCAGGAAUCAUUGCUGGGCGAUAUUCGGCGGCAUGUUGAUAAGACCAGUACCACGACUACUUUAGAAAGAUGGGGCAACAGCUUCACUCGACCUAAAGCCGGCCAGCGCAGAGCACCGUCGUCAUUCCCAAGCUACAUGAGCAUAGAUCAUGAGCUCCGUGCAGAGCUGGAGGCCGAGAUGAAAGGUCUGGCACGGGCGAAGUAUACGACACCUGCAGCAACAGCCUUCCGAGCAGCUGUCUUGCGAGAGAUGAAGACCAUGAUCCGGAAACAGCUGCCCAGUACUAAUGAUGAUGAUGCGGUGUCUACGAUUUCCUCCUCGACUCAUGGGGGCCGCAGUCGAUCGCAACAAGAAAAGGCUUCUAUACUUGGCCGGAAUUUGCGAUCAUUGGAUCCCGAAGAUUGGUACAGCAUGCUUUCCAAGAUCUACACGAACACAAGCGAAGCACUGCGGCGACUAAGUGUACAGGUAAAGAUCUUGCUUGACAUCACCAGCAAUCUACCAGAGAGCAAUCUGAAAUCACCAGAUCCGAGCCGAGCGCUGAGUCCUCAGCCCGGUGGCCGGCCUCGCUCGACAAGCAAUGUGCAGCUCGAGAUGCAACAAGCGCUGGACUUGUCUAGCUUACUCGGCGAAGGCGUGGAUCUGAUCCAAAACCAACUCACCAAAGUCGUUCGUGUUAGAUCACAGCAGAAUGCUGAGCUCCCUUUGGAUGCUUUCCUAAAAUACUUCGCGCUGAACAAAUUAUUCACCGACGAAUGCGAAGCUAUCUCCGGACAGACUGGACAAGGACUGAAGACGGUGCUAGACAGUCAGAUAAAAGAAUAUGUCUCUCGAUUUGCCGAGCAGCAAAAGGCAAGCGUGGUUCGAGUUCUGGAUGCAGACAAAUGGGAUGCCAAAGAUUUCGGCGACCACGAAAAUGCCAUUCUCGAUCUCAUUCAAGCCGGAAGCACAGACGACCAAGCAACAUGGCUGCAAGACACGAGAGUAUGGGAAGCGCCAACCACAGAGACUAGCACAAACGGCACCACCACCAAUGGCACAGCUACCGCAAAAGACACCAAAGUCCGCCUCGCCACACUCGACGAGCAAAAAUACAUCCUCCCAGAGUCCGCUGCCGCAAUGAUGGCAUCAAUUGAGCAAUUCGAGCAUCUUGCCGCAGGAAUACCAAGCAUGACGCCAGAAAUCGCUACUGGCCUCCUCGACACCCUGAAGCUCUUCAAUAGCCGCUCGUCACAGCUCAUCCUCGGUGCCGGCGCCACCCGUUCAGCUGGUCUCAAGAACAUCACCACGAAACAUCUCGCCCUAUCCUCCCAAGCUCUGUCCUUCAUAAUCGCUCUAACACCCUACGUCCGCGAAUUCUUUCGUCGUCAAGUACCCCCGCAGUCACAAGCCUCACAAGCCAUGACCGCGGACUUCGAGAAUGUCAAGCGUCGUCUCCAAGAACACCAGAUGGCGAUACACGAGAAGCUCAUCGAGAUCAUGUCCGGCCGCGCGGCACUUCACGUCAAGUCUAUGAGAAAUAUCGACUGGGAGGAGGCCGCCAAGAACAAAAACGUCAGCGUGUCACCAUACAUGGAGACAUUAACCAAGGAGACGGCGACGCUGCAGAAGGUGCUAACGAAGCAUCUGCCUGAGGGCGUCGUGGCGGGAAUCAUGGGCCCUGUUUUUGCGAAUUACAAGCAGAGCUGGGAGAAGGGCUUUACGGAGGUUGAGCUGAGGAGCGAGGCUGCCAAAGAUAGACUCGUUGCAGACGCUCAACACUUCGAAGCCCGGCUGUCUAAGCUGGAGGGUACAGGUGACCUCGGAGAGUAUAUACUGAACGUGGUGAAGAGUAAGGAGGUCAACACUCGGCCUGCUGAGGGCAGUGCCGGGACUUCAUAA